This is a messenger RNA of Vespula pensylvanica (western yellowjacket), 1789 nucleotides long. RefSeq names its product synaptic vesicle glycoprotein 2B-like. Gene Ontology annotation, molecular function: transmembrane transporter activity. Gene Ontology annotation, cellular component: membrane. The record is from RefSeq and is a predicted model, not a curated record. NCBI's taxonomy places the organism in Eukaryota, Metazoa, Arthropoda, Insecta, Hymenoptera, Vespidae. Bases 103 to 1773 code for a protein of 556 amino acids. The transcript has 11 exons. Gene Ontology annotation, biological process: transmembrane transport.
UCGUUCAUUUCUCAGUUAGCUUCUCGACGAUCUAUUUUGUUUCCGCAUGUGAAACAACAUCGUGAUCUACAAUAAGAAAUUCAUUCUUAAGAUCCUUCGAAGAUGUCACCUAACAGUACGAUAAACGCCGUAGAUAUGAGCGAGAAAAAGAGCGUAGACGAUCGUAAUCAUUCAUGUGUACAAAGUAGCAAAUCGCCAGCCGAUUUCGAGACCGCCGUCUCCGCGACCGGAUAUGGCAAAUUUCAUGUUUUAUUAUAUCUAGCUUUAAUACCAGCUUCUUGGGCAUCGAGUUUCGAUACCGGCAAUAUAUCUCUCAUUCUUCCUGCCGCCGAAUGCGAUUUGCAAUUGAAGCUUAUUCACAAGGGAAUUUUAAACGCCGUAGUUUAUAUCGGUAUGGUAUCGAGCGCAUUGAUAUGGGGAUAUCUCGCAGAUGUGAAAGGUAGAAAGUCGAUUUUAAUUUAUGGUUUUCUGGCCGAUGGAAUUUGUAACGUAUUGUCAGGAUUUUCUCAAAAUUUUGGCACUCUCCUCUUCUUUAAAUUUCUCAGUGGAUUGAUAAUCAGCGGCCCUUACGCCGGAACGAUGUCUUAUAUUGCUGAGUUUUAUGGUGCCAAAGUCAGAUCGAGAAUCACUCUUAUUAUCGGCUUCACUGUUACGACUGGAUGCGUUGUUAAUUCAGGUCUUGCUUGGUUGGUGGUACCACAAGAUUGGUCGAUCGAACUUUGGGACGGUUACUUCAAAUACAAUUCUUGGAGAAUAUUUUUAUCAUUGUGCGGUGUCCCGACGUUGUUCGGUGUCUUUCUCUUGUCAUUUUUCCCAGAGAGUCCGAAGUUUCUUAUGAGUCAAGGACGUAAGGAGGAAGCUUUGAAGGUUUUCCGACAAAUUUAUAGAAUCAACACUGGCAGACCAGAAAAAGAUUAUCCCAUAAACGAAUUGGCCGACGAGUUCGAAGUAAAAAAUUCUACGGAGAAUUCUACGGGAGAUACGAUCGUUACGCAUAAGAAAUCAUUCAAAAGUGGUUUACUUCAAAUGAAACCUAUUUUCUUUAGACCACAUAUAUUCCGAUUGAGUUUGAUCCUGACUUUACAAUUUUGCAGCAUGCUCGCUCUCAACACGAUUCGAUUAUGGCAGCCGCAACUUUUCGCGAUAUUGCAGGACUUCAAUCCGAUCGAUUUCAAUAUCACCGAUCACGACCCAGCAUUUUGUGAGAUAUUGGACGCUGUCACUUAUCAAUCCGCACAAUCCCUACAAAAUAUGGAUUUAAGUGGCGAUAUUAUCGAAGUGGUCAAUUGUUCGAAAAUCGUGAUAUCCGAAAACAUGUAUAUAGAUUCGACGAUAGUUUCCAUCGCAGCGAUAGUUUUCCUCUUCAUUGCAAGCAUGUUCGUGACUUUGUUGGGUCACAAAAAUCUUUUAUACAUUUGUUACACGGUGUGCAUCUCAUCAUUGGUAUCAAUGACUUGGUCAACGAGUUACAUGUUGACAUUGGUAUUGACCUGCCUCUUCGUCGGUAUAAUGAUGACAACAUUGAACAUUGUAAUAGGGGCCACUGUGCUUUUAUUCCCAACUUCAUUAAGAACCAUGGCAGUGAGUUUGGUAAUGAUGACAGGAAGAUCUGGAUCUCUGAUCGGCAAUGUCGUGUUUCCGGUGUUGCUCGAGUACGGAUGCAUAGCUCCGAUCAUGACGAUAGCUUGCUUUCCCCUACUUGGUAUCAUAUUAGCAUUUUUCAUACCGAACAAUAAGAAUAAAAGCGACAAGAACGUCGAGUCCGGAUCGUAAGUUGCGACGAUUGGGA